Molecule: messenger RNA, 1443 nt
Organism: Solanum lycopersicum (tomato)
Lineage: Eukaryota; Viridiplantae; Streptophyta; Magnoliopsida; Solanales; Solanaceae
Source: RefSeq, a predicted model, not a curated record
AUGGUAGAGGAUCAUUUGAUUUGCCAUGGAUUUGUUCAUGGAUACACCAAAUGGGUUUUUCAUGGUGAAGGAUUUUCCUCAAGAAAUACGCCACAUCCAACCGAUGAAGAAGAAACUUCUAACAUGCAUGACGACAUUGAUAUAAAACUUCAUGAUACUUUUAGAAAUAUAGUAGAUGAUCAGAGACAUGAAGGAGUGAGGGAGGGGCCACAUGAAGAUGCAAAGAGAUUUUUUAAAUUAGUGGAGGAAGGGAAAGAAGAGUUGUAUCCAGGGUAUUUGUUGGACUUGAUAAGAGAGGCAUUUCCAUUUGCUCAGAUACCCGACUCGUUUUACAAGGCAAAAAAGGUCAUAAAAGAUUUGGGUCUUCAUUAUGAGAAAAUACAUGCUUGCACUAAUGAUUGCAUAUUAUUUUGGAAUGACAAUGCAAAGUUAGAUAAUUGCUCUGUGUGUGGAGCUUCAAGAUGGAAGAAUGUUCAUAAUGACUUAAAUAACAAGGUUACGAAAAUCCCAGUGAAGGUGUUAAGGUACUUUCCUUUAAAACCUAGGCUUCAGAGGAUAUUCAUGUGUUCUGAAACAUCUGUAGCUAUGAGAUGGCAUGAUACUGAACAACUUAUAGAUGGAAAUUUAAGACAUCCUGCAGAUGGUGAAGCUUGGAAGGAUUUUGAUUCAUUGCAUCCUGACUUUGCUAAUGAUGCUCGUAAUGUUAGAUUGGGUCUUUCAAGUGAUGGUUUCAAUCCAUUCAGAACUAUGAGCAUUUCCCACAGCACUUGGCCAGUUAUGUUGAUGAACUAUAAUUUAUCUCCAUGGACUUGCAUGAAGUCGGAGAAUAUUAUGCUGUCAAUGAUUAUUCCAGGUCCAUCGUCUCCCGAAAAUGAUAUAGAUGUAUACUUACAACCACUGAUUGCGGAGUUGAAGGAACUAUGGGAAGUGGGAGUUGAAACAUAUGAUGCUGUAACUAAUCAAACAUUUCUAAUGCAUGCAGCUUUAUUGUGGACAAUUAGUGAUUUUUCAGCUCUAGCAAUGCUUUCUGGAUGGAGCACCAAGGGGAGAUGGGCAUGCCCCACUUGUAACCAUAAUACUUGUUCCCAAUAUCUCAAACAUAGUCGCAAGAUGUGUUACUUGGGUCAUUGGACGUUUUUACCUCAUGAUCAUCCAUUCAAAAGAGAUAAAAGAUCAUUUAAUGAUAAAGAGGAGCAUAAAGUUGCACCUACUCCAUUAUCAGGUGCACAAAUUCUUGAAGAGCUUCGUGAAUUCAAUAAUGUAUUUGGAAAUAACAAAAAGAAAAGAAAACGAAAGAAUGAUGGUCCAUGGGAAAAAAUCCAUAUUUUUGAGUUACCGUAUUGGGCAACAAACAAAUUGAGGAACAAUCUUGAUGUGAUGCACAUAGAGAAGAAUAUUUGUGACAGUGUGCUUGGGACUUUAUUGGAUAUACCUGGAAAGUAA